AUGGAUGGAAUGCAAUGCCCCCAAACAAGGGAUGGAGCACUAAAUGUGCAUAUAAUUGCCCAUUCGCACAUGGACGCUGGCUGGGUGAAAACAUUCGACGAAUAUUAUUAUGGCACAAAAACAACAAUAAGCACGGCAAAUGUACAACUUAUCUAUCAUUCUGUACUCUCUGAGCUAUUACAUGACAAACGUAGAAAAUUCACCUUCUCCGAAACAGCGUACUUCUGGCGCUGGUGGAAGGAACAGCGCGCUGCAACCAGGUCCACCUUCAAGAGUCUGGUGGUGGAAGGUCGGAUCCAGUUCGCUGGGGGGGGCUGGGUGCAGGCUGAUGAAGCUACCACUCAUUAUAUACAACUUAUUGAUCAAUAUACUUGGGGAUUGAGAAAAAUCAACGAUACUCUAGGACCAUGUGGUAAGCCAAAAGCAGCGUGGCAAAUAGACACAUACGGACAUACAAGGGAACAUACAUCGUUGUUAGCUCAAAUGGGUUUUGAUGGUUUAUUUAUAGGAAGAGUGGACCACAAAGGAAGAGAAGCAAUGAUUGAAGAAGACAGAAUGGAGUUCAUGUGGCGAGGAAGCGAUGUGCUUGGCAAAAUGUCGGACAUAAUGACGCACACAUUAUACAAUCUAUACAACGCUCCCGAGGGGUUUUGCUUCGAUUUCCUAUGUAAUGAUGAACCGAUUGUGGAAGAUACAGAUAGUAUUGUUUAUAAUGCUGAUAAACGAGUGAACGAUUUCAUCACCCAAAUAGAGAGACAAGCUAAAUACUACGACCAUGACAAUAUUGUGGUGAUGAUGGGUGGUGACUUCACCUACCAAAGCGCUGCCAAUUGGUUCAUGAAUAUCGAUAAGUUGAUCAACCAUGUUAACACCCACCCAGCCAAUAUGUCUGACAUCAAUAUAUUUUAUUCGACGCCAUCUUGUUUUUUGAAAGCAAUUUAUUUAUAUGGAAAACGGAACAAGGCGAUAUUUACUGAAAAGGGUGACCAUUUGCCCUAUGGUAGUGACGCUAAUACAUAUUGGACUGGAUUCUACACGUCUAGACCAAAUAUAAAAUAUCUAGCACUAAGGGCUCAUGUUUAUUUACAGGUAGUAAAACAAUUAACAGUUAUAUCAAGAAUGAGUGAUACAUACGAGUUACAUCUCUUGCGUCACGCUGUUAGCCUGGUACUUCAUCAUGAUGGUAUUACAGGUACAAGUCAACAGCACGUUACGAAUGAUUUUAUUAGACUCCUAUCUGAAGCUAUAGAGGGCUGUAACAAGAAAGUAUCGCAGUUUUUAAGCAUUUUAACUCCCACGUGGGGUGGGAGCAGGCGACCGAAAAGCAAUCAGCAAUUUAUAGUCUGCCAUCAACUUAACAUGAGCCAAUGUAGAUUCACAGAAACUCAAGACUCCAUGCUACUACUAGUGUACAAUCCACUUAGUAUCAAAACAUACUACCAUGUACGAUUGCCGGCGGUAGCACUGCAUUAUUCUAUACGAGAUUAUAAUGACGAAGAAGUGGAAUACCAGCUUCUCUCUUUACCAGCAUCAGUGAUCAAUCUCCCCGGAAGGAAAUCCACAGCAAUACAAGAAUUAUGUUUUGAGGCUGAAAAUAUUCCUCCUUUGGGUUUCACUGCGUAUUAUAUUACGCCUAUACGCGAUCAAUUGGCGGAAGGCAUGUAUGUGAAGACAUCUCAAUCUAACUCAGAUCCAGAACAGGAAGUUACACCAACUAUUAGUAAUGAGUAUAUAAAAGUGACAGUAGACCAAAAGACAGGUUUACUAGAGUCGAUACAACAUUUAGACGGACUAAAAAUUAUGGUCUCCCAAAACUUUUACUUCUACAGUCAGACCCAAAAAGCUUUACAGUCUGGUGCUUAUAGCUUCAGACCAGACAAGAAUAGACCGAUUCCGAUAUCAGAAAAAGCCACAUUCCAUACAAUCCGAGGGUCACUAAUAAAGGAAAUCCGACAAAGAUUCAGUGAUUGGGCGACCCAAGUGAUAAGACUGUAUCGUGGGGAAGAAUUUGUUGAGUUGGAUUGGAUUAUAGGGCCAAUACCUUUAGGAACGGAUCCCGGUAAAGAAAUAGUAAGUAUCUUCAAGACGAAUAUCAGCAGCAAUGGACAGUUCUACACUGACUCAAACGGUCGGCAAAUGAUCAAGAGGUCCUGUUGGAAUGAGACAGCUAGUCAUCACCAAAAGAAGCCAGUAGCAUCUUGCUAUUACCCUGUGACGUCACGCAUCUGUAUCAGCUCUCUGAACACUAGUGUCGACGUUUGUGUCCUCACUGACCGGUGUCAGGGCGGCACGUCUUAUAGUGAUGGCGAGAUUGAGUUGAUGUUACACAGAAGACUUAUAACAGACGAUGGGUUUGGUUUGGAAGAGAGCCUUAACGAAGAAGCAUUUGGUGUCGGGCAAGUUGUGAGAGGCAGACAUCGGAUUUUCUUCGGAAAUUCGAGAUUUGAUGUGGAAGAUUUAUCGUUUUCUGAGCGUGUAGCUCAAACGGCUAGAAAAUGGUUAUAUGAACCGUGGUUAUUCUUGACACCAGGAGAGAAAAUAAAUAGAAGGAAAUGGCAGAAUGUGAGGAAUAAACGGUAUUCAGCGCUACGUCUUCACGGUUUACCUCGUCACAUUAGUAUCAUAUCUCUUGAACCUUGGAAGGGAGGAUCGGUUCUAUUGAGAUUGGAAAAUACACUGGAAAAACAUAAAAGUCUUAAACCGGAAAAAGAAAUGCUGGACGAUUUCACAAAUUCCCACAUAACAAUAGAUUUAAAUAAGAUUUUUGUGCAUUUCAAAAUAUUAUUGGUAAAAGAAACUACAUUAGCUGCAAAUCAGUGGUUAGAAGAGGCUAGACAAAUGGACUGGAGUACUAGAUAUGUAUACGCGGGUGGAGAUGAUGGAAUAUUACCGGAAGAUAACCCAGAUUAUACAGAUGACGUCAAACAUAAAACGGAUAAAGAAUAUGAUGAAGAUAUAGAUUCAAAAAGAACGUACAAUAAAGGACAAUUAAAACCAAAAUCAAGUUAUCAAGAUUAUGACAAAAGAAAGAAGAGAAACAUUAACAUAACACAAACAGACAAUAUGUUUAAUAACACACAAUUCAAUUAUUCCACUAAUUCGUUCAGUUAUGUCGAUGAUUUUUAUAGAAAAAAUAUAAUAAAUAUUUUUUCCAAAAAAUUUGAGACAACAACAACGAGGAGACCAAAAUUGAAGUUUUUAACAACUAAAUCUAAAAAAUAUGAUAAAUAUGAUUCAAGUGAAAAUUAUUCGAAUAGACGUUAUAAGUCUGUUACAAGUUAUGAUGACACAGACAUAUAUUAUGUAGACGCAGAUGAUGGCGUAACAAAAUCAAUAUACGAAAUGUAUUACAAAAAGAAUCCAUUUAGACGCUCUUAUAAAACAUAUUUAAGAAGUUCUGAAGAAAUAGAGAAACCCAGAAAAAGAAUAAAAAAAGAUGGCUACCGAAAUAAUUAUAGGUCUAGAAGUAGAAGCAGAGGGCAGAGUUUUGAUAUGCCGUUUUUUAUUUCUAAUAGAAGCACUAAAUUGGAAGAUUUUGAUGAUAAAAGUGAGGAAUUUAGAAUAUAUGGGAACAGAGGAUAUUCUGAGACAGAAACAAUGCCAAGAAGAGAUUUUAUUAGCGUAAGAUCUGCUAAAUAUAAUAAUGAAGAUGAAAGUCAAGAACAAGACUAUAGAGAAGAGUCAGAAGAAGUUAGGAGGAGUAGACGAGCAAUAAACGAAGAACCAUCUUCCGAGGACAAGAGCGACACAGACUAUAUUAUAUCUCUCCGUCCCACUCAGAUACGAACCUUUGUUAUAUGGUUUGAAGAUAAAAAACCAUACACUUUAUAAAUAUAGUUUUUAUUUAAAUAG
This is a messenger RNA of Colias croceus (clouded yellow), 3852 nucleotides long. RefSeq names its product lysosomal alpha-mannosidase-like. Gene Ontology annotation, biological process: mannose metabolic process. The coding region runs from base 1 to 3831 and encodes 1276 amino acids. Gene Ontology annotation, molecular function: carbohydrate binding; alpha-mannosidase activity. Gene Ontology annotation, cellular component: lysosome. NCBI's taxonomy places the organism in Eukaryota, Metazoa, Arthropoda, Insecta, Lepidoptera, Pieridae. The record is from RefSeq and is a predicted model, not a curated record. The transcript has 29 exons.